Pseudo-nitzschia multistriata is the source of this 718-nucleotide messenger RNA. The record is from the annotation of a GenBank genome assembly. NCBI's taxonomy places the organism in Eukaryota, Bacillariophyta, Bacillariophyceae, Bacillariales, Bacillariaceae.
CACAAAUAGCGACUCCAACAAACGAAAAAUCACCUUCAUUUCAAACGAUUAAAUUUUACUAAAUUUCAAAUACAAUGAAGGUAAACACCAUCCUCGCUGCAGCAACUCUUCUCCCCCUGGCUUCGGCCAGAAUCCGUGGAUUCGAUGCCAGUGAUACAAUCGAGAUCAACGACUUGGAAGAGCGCCUCCUGGCGUUCUCCCUCCCUGGGGAGGCAAUGAACGUCACCGACCCUGCCGAUGACGAUUUCGAUGCUGACUUUGAAAUCGAAACUCCUAAGGGAAAGAAACCCAAGCCCGGAGCUGCCAAAGUAAAGAUCGAGAAGGGAAAGAAACCYAAGAAAGCCGACAAGUCAAAGAAAUCUAAACUCGCCAAGCCAGAUAARRAAGCCAAGUCAGCGAAGGAAGCCAAGUCAGCGAAGGUAGCCAAGGAGGGAAAAGCCGAGAAGUCAGCGAAGUCAGCGAAAGAAGGAAAGUCAGCAAAGGAAUCGAAAUAAGCGUCUUGUUUCAGCGAGGAGGAACCGCUCCAGCUAAAUCAGACCAGUCAUUGGAAACAGGAAGAAGACGAUCCGCAGCUUCAAACGGUUUGCGUCGUAAGUGGAGUCCAGGCGCUGGAAAUGGUUCGAUUCGUGCUGAACCACCGGRUGUAUUGACCACUUCUAAUGCGGAKGCGGGAUAAUAUUUUAUGUAAAAGUUGUUUGAAUAGAGUUUUUUCAGCUGU